This is a messenger RNA of Adineta steineri, 407 nucleotides long. The record is from the annotation of a GenBank genome assembly. Lineage: Eukaryota; Metazoa; Rotifera; Eurotatoria; Adinetida; Adinetidae.
AUGUUUUAUUAUUUGACUUUUACUCGAAUUUUUUGCUUUCUUUAUGGUACAACAUUAACAUUUGCUAGUUCAUUAUCUAUAAGUCGCUCAGCUCGUCGGACAGGUAAUGUUACAUUAGGUGGAUUAUUUCCUGUACAUGAAUAUGGAAGUCCACAAGAACCUUGUGGAGCUAUUAGUCAAUUUCGUGGUAUACAACGUUUAGAAGCUAUGUUAUUUGCUAUAGAACAAAUUAAUAAUGAUGAACAUUUAUUACCUGGUAUUGAAUUAGGUGCACGAAUAUUAGAUACAUGUUCCGAUGAUAAUUAUGCUGUUGAACAAUCUCUUGGAUUUGUACUUAGUCGUUUAACAUCAAGUACAUGUAAAUGUGUAAAUACAUCAAUAUCAGAAUCUCUUCAUAAUGAUAAUGU